AUGGAAUGCACUCAUAUGAAGUUACAAUUGAAAGAUUUCAAGGAUUGGAUUCAGCAUCAGAAUAAUCCUGCUCACAUUGAGAGCUGCCGUCAGUUACGUCAACAGUAUCCUGAUUGGAAUCCUGAGGUCCAUUCUUCGAAGAGAAAUGAAGGCGAGAGAAAAGAAAAUCAGACCCCAAAGAGACGUUCCAACUCUGCUAGUCCUGGUCCUAGGCAUUCAAGAGGAUCAGGCUCUGGCCACAUUCUUCGCCGGUCCCGAUCCCGAUCCCGAUCCAGGAGCCCUGGCCGUUUCAGGUUAGCAAGACCAAGAAGUCGAAGUCCAAGGCAGAUGCGUCGUCCUAGCCCUAGACACAGGUCUAGGUCACCACAACGAUCUAGAAAUCCUCUGAGGUGUAGUCCACGACCCCAAAGAUCUUCUAGCAAUGAAUGGGCAUCAAGGAGGACAACUAGAUCUCCAGGUGUUAAUAAUAGAAGUGGUAAAUUUUCAGACAGUUAUGUUUUGUAA
Molecule: messenger RNA, 504 nt
Organism: Terrapene triunguis (Three-toed box turtle)
Lineage: Eukaryota; Metazoa; Chordata; Testudines; Emydidae
Gene: ZNF638
Product: zinc finger protein 638
Exons: 6
Coding region: 1-504 (167 amino acids)
Source: RefSeq, a predicted model, not a curated record